UAAAUGGGGUUGUAGUGAGUGGAUGGCUCCGCACAUACUUUCUCCAACACUGUGCGAGCUGGGCUUCCCGUAAGCUUGACUUCUUCAUUCAGCUACCACUUCGGUGGUCCGGCAGGGAGAGUGUAGUCACAUAGGUGAACUCGAGUUCUGCAACUUUCCACUUGGAGUGAGCGGCAUGUCCGCGGGACACAUGCAGGGGUUUGGAACUUUAUUAGCCGCUCUGCUGCUUCUGUCGGCCGGCCACAGCACCUCCGCAGCCUUGCUGGAGAUGCAACAAGUUGCCGAAGAAGCUGGAUCUCCCUCCGAGCUCCACAGCUCCGCGUUGCCCAGAACGGUGAGCAGCCCCGGGGACGCGGGAGCGGGGCUCAGCAGUUGCCCCGACCGCUGUCGGUGCGAGCUGGACGGGCAACUGCACCGGGUGGACUGCUCUGACCUGGGACUCCGGGAGAUUCCAUCCAACCUGAGCGUCUUCACGUCCUACCUGGAUCUGAGCAUGAACAAUCUGACCAUGCUGACCACUGGAGCGCUGUCCAGUCUAUACUUUUUGGAGGAGCUGCGUUUGGCGGGAAACGAUUUGUCAUUCAUCCCCAGAGGGGCGUUCACCGGCCUCUUCAAUCUCAAAGUGCUGAUGCUACAAAACAACCAGCUGCAGUCGGUUCCGGCUGAGGCCUUCAGCAACUUGCACAACCUUCAGUCACUGCGCCUGGAUGCCAAUCAUAUCUCCAGCGUCCCCAAAGGUUGCUUCUCUGGUCUGCGUUCACUGCGGCAUCUGUGGUUGGAUGACAACGUUCUAACGGAGGUACCUGUCCAGGCCCUACGCGACCUGCCGGCCCUGCAGGCCAUGACCCUCGCCCUCAACCACAUCAAACAUGUCCCGGACCACGCCUUCAGCAAGCUGGGCCGCCUGGUGGUGCUGCAUCUCAACAACAAUAGGAUUGUUACCAUGGGAACGAACUGCUUCCAGGGACUCCACAGUUUGGAGACGCUAGAUCUGAACUACAAUAGUCUGGUCAAGUUUCCCACUGCUAUCCGCACGCUCAGUCACCUGAAGGAGCUUGGUUUCCAUAGCAACAACAUCAAGUCGAUUCCUGAGCAUGCCUUCACUGGGAACCCGUCACUCAUCACUAUAUUUUUCUACGACAAUCCCAUUGAGUCUGUUGGACGUUCUGCCUUUCAGAACCUUCCGGAGCUUCGAACACUAUCUUUGAACGGGGCAGCUAACUUGACAGAGUUUCCGGAUCUGACAGGGACCCAGAGCCUGGAGAGCCUGACCAUCACUGGAGCUCAUAUCACAUCACUGCCAGCUUUCGUCUGUGAGCAGCUUCCGAACCUCCAACUACUCGACCUUUCUUAUAACCAGAUCCAGACUCUGCCCAGCUUCUCUGCUUGUGAGGGCAUUCAAAAGAUCGAUCUGCAUCACAACAACAUAGAGGAACUGGAGGAGAACACCUUCCAUGGUCUCAUCUCUUUGCGCUCUCUGGAUUUGUCAUGGAACCGACUGUCAACAGUGAUGACCAACUCCUUCUCUGCGCUUCCUGCUCUCACUAAACUUGACCUGACAUCCAAUCGGCUGAAGUCCCUGCCUCUGAAUGGUCUACAGAGUUUAACUCACUUGCGGUUGGCUGGCAACAGUCAGCUUAUGGACCUUCUGGACAGAGAGGAACUGCCUCGAGUCAGGGUAGUGGAGCUUCCGUACGCCUUCCAGUGCUGCGAGUUUCUCUCUUGUGAGCGGAAUGAAGGAGGCGGCUCGUCCUGGGAGAGAGACGACUCCUCUGAUUCGUCAGGGAGGAACACUGCCAUUGUGAGCAGUCAUGUGGACCAGGACUGGGAGGAAUUCCUGUUAGAGUUUGAAGAUGAUCCCAAACCUCAACAUUCAGUCCACUGCAGCCCGGCGCCAGGUCCGUUUCAACCGUGCCUCCAUCUACUGGGCAGCUGGCCGAUCCGAGGGGGUGUGUGGCUCAUAGCCGCGCUCUCGUUGAUCAGCAACGCUCUUGUAGUCCUGUCCGUUUUCUUCUCGCCCAUGUCAAGUGUCACGCCGCCCAAGCUGCUAAUCGGUCUUCUCGCGCUGGUGAAUGGGCUGAUGGGAGUGUGGAGUGGCUGGCUAGCCGCUGUAGACACCUGGACGUUCGGCAAAUUCUGGAGGUACGGGUCACUGUGGCAGAGCAGUUUCCUGUGUCGCCUCAGUGGCUUCCUGUGUGUGUUCGCAUCACAGACCGGACUCUUCCUGCUGACUGUCACGGCGCUGGAGAGAUAUAUGACUGCAACAAGUCGUCAUAAGACAGAUGUGCACUGGGGUCGCAGCUCAACACCAGUGUCCAUACGCCUGGCCAUCUCUUUCUGCUUCCUCUUGGGCUUCAUCGUCUCACUGCUUCCCUUAGUGGCUGGACACAGUGGCACCUCUCUCUGUCUUCCGCUGCCUUCCUCCUCAACCUCCACAUUGGCCUUCUCUGUGUUCUUGGUGCUCCUGGAUUCGCUGUGCUUCCUCCUCAUGACCCUGGCCUACACUCGCCUGUACUGCCAAGCCAGCAAGACUUCACCGCCGCCCGAAGAGGAGUCUGGGUUGACUCGUCACGUUGCCUGGCUUCUCUUCUCAGACUGCCUCCUUUACUUACCGGUCGCCUUCCUCUGCUUCUGCUCGCUCCUGCGCCUCCCUCUGGCCGGGUCGGUGGCAGCGAAGGGAUUCCUCCUGCUUGUAGUUCCACUGCCAGCCUGCGUCAACCCACUGCUGUACCUUCUCUUUAACCCCCUCGCUCGUGAGCACCUGGCAGCUCUGGCUAAACGCUCAUGUGGAGCUGUGGUGGAGCUCGCCGUAGGUGGAGCAGGGAGGGGGGCGAUAUCUGGAACGAUGGCUCGAUCAUACGAUGAGGAUGCAGAGAAACAUUCAUGCGAUUCGACACAAGCACUUGUGGCACUUACUGCCAAGAAAGAUGAUAAGAGAGAAAGUUUGAAGUGCAGGUCCCUACAUCCAGAGACCCCACAAGACUAACAAAAAUAUAAACACGUGAGCAUGCAAAAAGUUAUUGAAAGUAAAAUGAAUUAUAAAUUCAUGUUCUAAAAGGUCAGUUUCAUGUCAGGAUUAAGACAACUGUCUUUUAGCUCACAGAAAAUAAUAGAAAUAAUUUGGCUGUGUUACCAAGUAAAGAGAGGUUCCUUUCAGUUUUCAUGAGAUACAUCUUUCAAAACUAUACGACACUAAACGUACCAUCCAACAUUUCUCAGUUUGCCUGAAGUUAAGUCCCUGAGUGGAUAAAUAAAUGCUCUUUCGUCUGUUUCAUCCAAGCAAUUAUUCAUAUUAAUGGAGGAUUGUUACUCCUCAAGUAAUAGUCUCCACCCACAAUCAAAAACCCACCAAACAAAGAAACCUAGUUUUGGCACUUAUUGUGAUCGUCAUCAAUACCAAACCACUUUUUUUUUUUCCAAAAAUCUUGACUUAAUAUUUCCCCUUGUUAGAUUAUGUUGAAGUAAAGUAUCUGACAUCCGACCUAUCAACUAUUCAGAUUUCCGUAGCGAUCUUCAAGAUGUUGACACACAUACGUCACCAGUCUUAAGUCACCAGCUCUUAUUUUGAAACAUGACACCAGUUACCACAUUGCGCUGGCAAACAUGCAACCAAAUGUUCAACCAAACGCUGCACAGACGUUCCUGUGUGUGUGAAUGGGUGUGUGUGUGCCUACAGCUAAUCUGUUUCCUCAAGAUUGUGUGAAAACUCCAGGCUCUCUGUGAAUGUCGUCACCAGCUAAGAUGCCAAACACAAAACCGGAAUCAGACGACAAACAAGAUAAAAGCUUAUGUUUGGCAGCUGAUGAGAGAAGUGAAGCUCUACUCCUUGGUAAAUGUGUUUCCAGCCAAUCAGGCGGUUCAGUUCUCUGUGUUCUCUGUGUGCAUGUCGUCUUGAAAAUAAGCUAUUGUGACAAUCUCUUUUUUUCCUAUAAACCUCGCGAAGAUUUUGUCGUUAUCGUGUCAGUGAUGUUGUCGUGAUUGAAAAAGGGAAAGCAUUGAAUAUUCUCACCGGGUUUAAACUGAUAAGGAGAUCAUUGUGAUUUACAAAUGUGUAACUUGUGAACUGCAUAAGCAAAUAGUUUGAAAAAAAAAAUAAUUCGUAAUUGUUUAAAUGUCGUUUUGUUGUUUUUGAAAAGUGGAAACAAAGGCUUCUGCUUGGCAAAAGUUGUUGUAAAGAUCCUUGUAUUGAAGAUGUCCGCUGUGUGUGACAGUCAUAUGCUGCACUUUUUCUGUGAUCAGCACUUGCUGCGUUUGUUCUUUUUUUUUAUAUGAAGUGUGACUGCUUCCUCUUAUUUUCCCACCUUGUAAAAUAUUUCACUGUUGAUAGUGAUAGUUUGUAAUGUGAAGUCUGUGACCUUUAAUAAACUCU
This is a messenger RNA of Synchiropus splendidus (mandarinfish), 4369 nucleotides long. RefSeq names its product leucine-rich repeat-containing G-protein coupled receptor 5-like. NCBI's taxonomy places the organism in Eukaryota, Metazoa, Chordata, Actinopteri, Syngnathiformes, Callionymidae. Gene Ontology annotation, molecular function: protein binding; G protein-coupled receptor activity. Gene Ontology annotation, cellular component: membrane. The record is from RefSeq and is a predicted model, not a curated record. Gene Ontology annotation, biological process: G protein-coupled receptor signaling pathway. The transcript is spliced from 20 exons. Bases 176 to 2986 code for a protein of 936 amino acids.